AUGCCUGGCAUCGGGUUGACUGUCAAUUUUGGGAAAGUCCAGCAGGAGAAGGACCGCAGCGAAGAUACGGACGGUGGAGCAGCAGUUCGGACACCGGAUACCAGCAUUGAACCAACAUGUUCUGACAAGGAUGCCGCCUCAAUGGAUCACUACUCGCCCGUGGCGCCAGCAUGCAUUCGCGUGCUGGUAUUGCCUGUCGGUCAGAUAGAGCGUGAACGCUUCUCAUCGCUUGUGCGUCGGUUGCAAAGUGAAGCCAGUGUCAUUCCCUUGGCCGAUGUAGAGCAGCGAGGUAACAGCGAAGACUUCUUCCUGUCUCCAAAGGCUUCACCGCGAGGAUCCUUGCUGUACCGCUUCUCAGCCGCGGCGCCCACAGAGCAACAGCAACACUAUUCGCCAUUCGAGUUCUUUCGGGAGCCCUUGAUUGUACUGGGAAUCGUCGACGGUCUGAACAAUGCAGGAGAAGGCAGUAAGAAAGAGCUGGAAGGUGCGGCCGCAUAUUUGCGAGAGCGACAUCCGCGGGUGGUCCAUCGACAACUCGUAGUGUUGGAACAAGGCGACAACGAGAAUGUGGACAGCGUGACCGGCGCGAUUCGGAUCCUCAAUGCGGACACACCGAAAGACACCUCGCUCCGAUAUGCGGUCUGCGACUUGUCGGCACGAUUUCUCGUUGGGUUCACAACCUAUGCGAAAGCGGUGCAAGCAUCGCCAACGAUACAAACACCAGGGCAGACGGCAAAAGGCCUGCAAAGGACUGGCUCUUUAAGAGAAAGCGAGAGGAGGCCAGGCUCCGGACACGGGACGCCUCCACGCAUAUCUGGAGAAAGCAGUGCUUCUAGUCCAGGGCCACUGGGCCGACAACCUCCUGCACCAGCUACAUCUUUCGAUCAGAUACCCCAAGCCAAUGCCACCUCUGCAGCAAGAUCGCGCGCUCACAGCAGAGGUAGCGACCGCAGCAAUCAAAGCAGAGGCAGCGUGCGAGUUUCAAGUCCAGAUCGAGUCGCAGUUCAAGGCUUUGGCUCGGGCACAUCGCAAGAGAAGACUCGCGUUAGAGGGAGAUCUCGCGUCGGCAUCGUCGUAGGUUCGAUAUACAUGAUGUCUGGGCACUGGAACGAGGCCCUUCGCCUCUUCAGUGAACAUACUCUCAUAUCUCAGAAAGUGUCUGAUAGUCUCUGGCACGGCAAAGGCCUAGAGAACAUGCUGGUGUGCAUGAUGCUGCUCGCGUGGUCGAGCGUGGAGUUUGUCAUACCUUCAUUCUGUGACCCAGCUGGUAAGAGGACAAGUACAGGCCGGUUCUCCCGCACGAUGGCGACCGGUACAACUCGAGAGUCGGCGGAAAAUGGUACCGCUGGCUCUGGAAGAAGUCGGCUUUCGUUUGCGAUCCCCGAGAUGGUGAAGCAAAUCCUGGGCUUAUAUCGGUUCAGCGAAGGUGCCUUGGAGCUUCCUUUCCUGAUUCCUGCGGAAGCCAGUAUUCGAUUCUCGAAGCUCUUGGCUGCUCUGAACCACAGCAACGGCGAGUUGCCCUUCGAUCAGCUACAGUCCUUUGUGACAGCUGAUCGUACUAAUAAAGUCGACGUCAAUGUGUCGCAGACGGCGAAAACAAAUGUCGUCGACAAUGCGAGACCAUUCUCCAAAAUCUCGAUCGCAGAGCAUCUCGCCCAGGCUCUCCCGGUCAGCACAGAAGGGCUGCCCACAGGCGAUCACGUUAGACUUCUUGCUGGCCUGGCCUCGACAUACAGUGUUCUCGGACUAGACCGGAAGAAGGCCAUGGUCAUGAAAGAGCUGGUCGCGCAACUUACCGGAGCACUGAUGCAAGCACGAAAGCUGGGAGCUGCUGAGAUGGGCAUACAUCCAGCGGCGAGUCUAUCCACGGACGCUGGCGUUGAUACGCUCCUUGCCAUUGCCCAGGAAAGCGCCGGCAUCUCAGAGCUCAUGGUCGACUUGUGCCACAUCUAUGGAGCAUCUUUCCCACGAAGCGUACGCUCCGACUCGCCGAUAUACCACGACACGAAAGAAUUUGGCAGCAAGCGUAUGAGUGUCGAUCUUCUCAGAGCCCUUGUUGCAUUCUGCGAGGCUUCUCCCGAUCCGCGCGGGACUUUGCUCUUCACGACAACGCUGUUGAGGUUCGCUGGACCCAACGCCGCGAUUGAUGCUGCACCGGAGUCUGUUGCAAAUGCACUCUCUAGAGAAGAGCAGAUGCACCUCGCGACCGUGAUCAACCGUACGGUGGCUGUGUCUCGGAAUCUCGGCCUGCUUGACGUUCAAGCAAAUUAUUGGGACCCAUUCUUGGUCCGUGGCGUUGAGGUAAUGCAACCAACUGGACCGAGGGCUGUCAUCGAUCGAGCUAAGCUCAAUGGCAUGGAAAGUUCGAUUGCUCAGCUCAACCCUGGUAAUCCGUUGCUGUACGAUCCGAAUGCCAGCAGACCCGGUACGGCGAUUGAGCAAAUAUUCGUCCUCGUGCAAGGAGAGCCAUCGCGGUGUAUAGUCACACUGCAGAAUCCGUUUGAUAUUCCUGUGGAUGUCGAGGGGAUAGAGUUGGUAACUGAUGGCCUCGAGUUGCCGUCGGAGCAUGAACCUGUCAGUCUUGGUCCGCUGCGAUUCCAGCAAGUCGCUGUAUUGCUUUGGCCACAGCACGUCGGAGCCACAAAGAUCACCGGCUGUCGAAUCCGGAUGCAAAGCUGCGCUCCUCAGGUCUUCCCUAUCGUGGCUUCAGCUUGGUCGGCCAAGCCAGAACUUACCAUUAAAGGAGUUGGAGUGCAGGCUAGAAGUCGCAAAGCCAGUCCGGGGGACGAGGAAGAUCUCAAAAGUGCUGGGGUCAAUGGUGCGGUCGUAUCAAUUGCAGUGAUCAGCUCCAUACCAACCCUUGAACUCGAGGACAGCUCCCAUAACGAAACAGGGCUGAUGCUCCUCGAAGGCGAGACUCGUUCGUUGACGCUCAGGUUGCGCAAUAUCUCCGCUGUCGACGCUUCCCUCUUCGAUAUGGUCGACACUGCAGAUGUGCUGACGCUUGUGGGAGCGCGACUCUCAGCUGAGUCAAGCAUAAUCGUCAGACCCGGCGAGUGUAGAGCAUUCGAGUUUCAGGUCCGAGGCAAGGCCGGCACGGAGGUCACCGUCGCGAACUUGUACUACGCUGCCAACUCGGAGAGCAUGAAGUAUGCCCGACUGGUCUCUGUGCCGGUCGCCAUGACCGUGAACGCGGCGUUGCAAGUCCCACUGAUUGAGGUUGUGCGGCCGCAAGGGCAUUGGACCGAUGCUGUGGAGCUUCUGCUUGAUUUGCGCAACGCGUGGCCGAAGUCCAUCUCUUUCAAAUGCGCUGCCAAAGGUGUCGACAUGUCUGCUGGAGAGAUUGUCAGCCAGGAAGGAGAGCUGGCGCCGGGCGAAGUUCGUCGCAUUCACCAGGUCAUGCAACACGAUCUUGCGACUUCUCAAUACGAGAACGAUGCUCAGCAAGCCUGCAGGCGAUUUCUCGACAGGCUUCAGCUAGAGUGGCACGUCGAUGGCCGCAGCGGUGUUGUCGAUGUCCAAAGUCUGACGCUUUCACCCGAAUCGGUAGAGCUUGUACGUGGUCACCCGAUUCAUGUGUCGGUCGCGCUGCCCGAUGCGGAGGCUGGAAUCAAAGUCGGCUCCUUUGUUUCCAUCCAAGCAAAGUUGUCGAAUCGCGCGAGCCAAGGGAUGCCUUUGUCUGUGCAGUUGGUGCCCCGAAAUCCACAACUGGACGAUGAUAAGAACAUCGCUGUUGCUGGGAGCCUGCAGCGGAUACUACCUCCACUUGAUCCCAAGGCCAGGACGACGGUGGAGUUUGUUGUGUGUCCGUUGCUGUCGGGCACGACGGAGAUGGAUCUGAUCGUGAGACCGGCGAGACUGUCAAGGUCGGAGACGAUCGAUGGCUGGCAAAGUACACAAGUGGUGUCUUUGGCGGUGAAGCCAGUCGAUAUUGGCCUCGACUUCACCUCGCAGGACUUCUCCUACUGA
Molecule: messenger RNA, 3969 nt
Organism: Zymoseptoria tritici IPO323
Lineage: Eukaryota; Fungi; Ascomycota; Dothideomycetes; Mycosphaerellales; Mycosphaerellaceae
Exons: 3
Coding region: 1-3969 (1322 amino acids)
Cellular component (GO): trans-Golgi network
Source: RefSeq, a predicted model, not a curated record